AUGAGCUCAGAUUCACUUUUACACCAAGUAAGAGCUAAUGUAUGGGAAAUACCUCCAAAGUCACCAAAUCGCAAAAUCCAAACCAUAAUCACCCGUCUAAGAAUAGGUCACACCUAUAUUACUCACAACUACCUGAUGUCACGAGAGACCCAUACUAAAUGUCCAAAAUGCAACGCACCAAUAACUGUACACCACAUACUGGCUGAAUGUCCACUCAACACCGCCCCAAUGGACCUGUCCACGUGCCUGAGCGACGAGAAGUACCUCCAGGAUGAACAAAAAAAUAAAUUAAAACGAGGUAAUAUGUUUUGUUAUGGAAAACUUGCAACAGCUUUAGCUUGUUAUGUCCUAACUCUAGUGGACACGCGUGAAUUUAUUUUAUUGAGUCUAAAUUACCGACGUGAUCGUAAUUCGCCCGGGAAUAUUGAAAUACUCAACUUUGAAAUAGCAGGAAUGAAUAAAUAUUAA
Messenger RNA from Cotesia congregata, 468 nucleotides. Lineage: Eukaryota; Metazoa; Arthropoda; Insecta; Hymenoptera; Braconidae. The record is from the annotation of a GenBank genome assembly.